Molecule: messenger RNA, 1441 nt
Organism: Ylistrum balloti
Lineage: Eukaryota; Metazoa; Mollusca; Bivalvia; Pectinida; Pectinidae
Product: 26S proteasome non-ATPase regulatory subunit 8-like
Exons: 8
Coding region: 7-807 (266 amino acids)
Biological process (GO): proteasome-mediated ubiquitin-dependent protein catabolic process
Cellular component (GO): cytosol; nucleus; proteasome regulatory particle
Source: RefSeq, a predicted model, not a curated record
GACAACAUGUCUUCCCUAAAAGAAAUUGUUAUGAUGUACCAAAGUUUGAAGAGAGAAUGGGACAAAAAACCGCCAAACUUAGACCGCUGUGGAGAACUACUUGCGAAGUUAAAGGUCGCCUUGACAGGUGUGAUGUUCCUACCCACAGAUGAUUCCUCACCCACCAAACAGGAACUCCUUGUUGCACGUGAUAUUUUAGAAAUUGGAGCACAGUGGGCUAUCUGUAAACAUGACAUACCAGCUUUUGAAAGAUACAUGGCACAACUUAAAUGUUAUUACAUGGAUUACAAAGACAACCUGCCGGAGUCCACAUAUAAAUACCAGUUACUGGGCCUCAACCUUCUAUGUCUCCUUGCUCAGAAUAGAGUGGCAGAAUUCCACACUGAGCUUGAGCUCUUACCUGUGAAAGAACUACAGAACAACAUCUACAUUAAACACCCAGUGUCAAUGGAACAGUAUCUGAUGGAGGGAUGUUACAACAAGGUCUUUUUAGCAAAAGGAAAUGUACCGGCAGAAAAUUACACAUUCUUCAUAGAUAUUUUAUUAAACACCAUCAGAAACGAGAUAGCCAGUUGUAUAGAAAAGGCCUAUGAGAGGAUAGCUCUGGGAGAAGCAGGAAGAAUGCUAUUUUUCGAGUCACAGAAGCCCAUGAAGGAAUAUGCUGUCAAGAGAGGUUGGUCAGUGUCCUCAGACAAUUUCUUCCACUUUGCUGUACAUGAACAGAAAGACACAGAUGAAUCUAUACCUGCCAUGCAGCUUGCAGAACAGACAAUAGAAUAUGCACGUGAACUAGAAAUGAUUGUGUAGUGAAAGUUCUAAAGUAGAAAUAAAAUGAUUACAUCUGUGUUCCACACAGUGGUUUGAUGGCAUAUUAAUUAGGUAGCACAUCUGUGGUUUGGAGAAGUGUCCUGCAACACAACAGGGCCGACAACCCCUGCUUAACAAUUGCCGUGGGAGUACUCUACAAAAAAUGUUAUAAGCAGCUGUUGCCAUCUAUUGUUACUUUGUAGUACAGUGUACCUGUGUUUCUGUCCAUCUGAUAGAAACACUAUCUCACUAACAUGGUGUGGUAGUCAAAUACCACACAAAGAUAUUUAACUACUUUGAAUUCUCCAUCAAGUGUCUGGUAGUAGCAUAAAAACAUACUAUUAACCAGUAGUAUAAAUGUGUUCAUCAAUGUGUGUGUGAGAGAGUGUGAGAGAAGAGGAGACAAACGUUCAUUCUGGGUAUAUGCUUACAACUUGUACUAGACAGUUCAUAUUUUGUUGUAUGGAGAUGCAAUCUACAGAUACAUGUACAUGCGAUGGAGAUGUUUGAUGAAUAACUUGUGGAUAUUCAAAGUAAAGAAUACAUCAAUGGAAAUACUUAAAAUGUUAUAUUUGGUGCAUAAUUUUCAUCAGGUGCACAUCUCUUUUUUUUUCAAUAAAAAAAGCAUUUCUUA